Coffea eugenioides is the source of this 1823-nucleotide messenger RNA. RefSeq names its product outer envelope protein 80, chloroplastic. Gene Ontology annotation, cellular component: outer membrane. The transcript is spliced from 11 exons. Bases 208 to 1290 code for a protein of 360 amino acids. The record is from RefSeq and is a predicted model, not a curated record. Gene Ontology annotation, biological process: chloroplast organization; embryo development ending in seed dormancy. Lineage: Eukaryota; Viridiplantae; Streptophyta; Magnoliopsida; Gentianales; Rubiaceae.
CUCAUAAAGAAAGAGAUAACUUCUCUUCUCUGAACACUUCAGAUUCUCCCUCUGUUGAUUCUUCUCUUGGUAGUAUUAGUAGUUACUGUAUUUUGCCAACAGAAACAGCUACUUGCUUGUGUAACUGAAACGCCGUCAUUUUGGUGGAGUACCCAAUGGGGCACUGAACAAUAAAGAUUGAGGAUUUUUGGGAUUUGAAGUAAUGGGAUGGGAGCUCAGAAGAGCAUUCAUGCUGGCAAUGCCAAGAUAGACUUCAAUGUUGAUUUCACCCACAAAUUAUGUGCUGCUUUGAUGCUACAUUCUUCCAGGAAUACUGAUAGUCCUCUGUCUCUCGUUAUUGGAAGUCUUUGCAUAAAGCAUCCAAAUUUAUUUGGCAAGAGUGAGAAGCUUGAUGUUCUGUGGGAUAAAGGACUUUAUGACUCCAAUGUCUUGAUAGCUUACAGGAAGCCACGGCCCGAAUGGCUUUCUCAACAAUCCUUUUCUAUACAGCAUUCGGUUUCUCCAGAAAUUGGGGUCCAUGGUGUUCCCGUUGACAAUUACUCCCGUUCAGGGAGUGGAGGCGUGAAUCUUUGUCGCUUUUCUGCUGGUCUAGACUUAAGUGAGCCUGCAAGUUCAAAUUGGAGCAGCAAAACGAGUUUAAAGUUUGAGCAUGUACGUCCAAUUAAUGAUGAUGGCCGCUCAAUUAGCAGAGAUCUUCAUGGUUUUCCUGUGACUUGCAGUGGUGGUUGUCAUGACAGUAUGGUGGUAAUAAAGCAGGAAUCUCGAUUUGCAAAGGCCAGUGAGCACAGUUUCACUAGGUUUAAUCUGCAAAUAGAACAAGGGAUUCCUCUUCUUUCUAAGUGGCUGAUCUUCAACCGGUUCAAGUUUGUCGCAUCAAAGGGAAUCAGACUUGGGCCUGCAUUUCUUCUGACAAGCUUUACGGGUGGCUCUAUUGUUGGAGAUAUAGCUCCAUAUCAAGCUUUUGCAAUUGGAGGACUUGGUAGUGUGCGAGGAUAUGGUGAAGGUGCUGUUGGUUGUGGAAGGUCUUGUGUAGUGGCCAAUACUGAAGUGACAUUGCCUUUGAACCGGACGAUUGAAGGUGCUGUUUUCUUGGAUUGUGGAUCUGAUUUGGGUUCUGGUCGAUAUGUGCCUGGGAAUCCAGCUCUCAGGCAUGGUAAGCCAGGAAGCGGAGUCGGAGUUGGAUAUGGCCUUCGGUUCAAGUCAUCUUUAGGACAUUUCCAGGUUGAUUAUGCUGUCAAUGCAUUUCAACAGAGAACUGUGUACGUUGGCUUCAAUAGCAUUGGCUCGUAAAUAGCCUUAGUUUCACAGCUUGUCGACUUUGUGACAAAGUUGAUGUUGCCAAGGUCUCCCAGUCAAAGCUAUUCAGGCUCAGAUUCUGGUUCAGGCUAAGGGUGCUAGAAACUGCACAGCUCUAAGACAUCCUCAAAUUAUGGUUCUGUAUGUUGGAGAUUUAGAUCAUAGAGCAAAGAUCAUUGACGUGGUACAUAUCAGGAAAUUGACACAAAGGUGUAGAUUGAAACUAUAAAUUUCCAUAGUUCCCUUUCUUUGGACUUCACUUCAUGGAGAAGAGAGUUAUAGACACAUUAAUUUGAUGUUAGAGAGGGACACACACAAUGUCUUGACAAAUUUGACAUACCAGAGAGUCAGAAUGAACAGAAGUUUCCAUGGUACUGAUACUUGGGAAAUCCUUUCAACCGAUUCCAUAUGCAAUUUGAAAUUUUGGCUUUUAAGGAGAUAAACAACUUGACAAAGUUUGCCUCCUGAUAAACGAUACUAUUCUGCUUUCAAAUCUUGGAUUGAUUUGUUUGGAAUGAUUUCCUUGA